Molecule: messenger RNA, 5147 nt
Organism: Pyrus x bretschneideri (Chinese white pear)
Lineage: Eukaryota; Viridiplantae; Streptophyta; Magnoliopsida; Rosales; Rosaceae
Product: BTB/POZ domain-containing protein At1g04390
Exons: 12
Coding region: 154-3198 (1014 amino acids)
Molecular function (GO): protein binding
Source: RefSeq, a predicted model, not a curated record
AAAAAAAAAUGGGGAAGGUUUCUGGCCAUGGCGGUAGCGGCAAUUCCAGAAACAUUUGAGGAUCCAAAUUCCAAUUGGGCAUCAUCAAACCAAAGCUAGCUUUAUCUGAAAUUUGACGUAGACGAAGAGCCAGCACUCAGAGAGGAAGGAAAGAUGAGACCUUCAAUUUCAAAGCAGGGAACCGCAGACAAUAGUAAUAAGGGCCUCACCGGUCACACCUGCACCCUCCAUCAGCGUCUCAAUCAUGCUCUCAACCUCGGCACCAGAAUUAAUCACGACAAGGUGAAAAAAUGGCAGUGUGUCGAUAUGGAGAUACAAAGACAUGUGCUCCAGUCAAUAGCUUCAUUUCUCGAUUCUGUUUCUGGGGAUACGCGGCACCAUCCACUUGUGAAGGCUUCAGUUGCUGACAUUGUUGGCGCAUUGGUUUGGAUGCUUCAAUCUGACAAUGGAUCCAUGUUGAGGAUGGCAGCGGAUGUGACAGUAAAAUUAGUCAGUAUUUUCCCCAAAUCAGUACUGCAGCUUUAUGUGUUAGAGCUUGUUAAUCCUUUGUCAUCUUUGUUAUCUUCGCACCAAACAGAAGUUGCUAUUUUAUCUGCCACAGCAUUGAAUCUUAUUCUUUCAAACCUCAGUACCAAGAGUGAGAAAGAAGUUUGGGAAAUUCUUAGGAAAACAGAAAGUGUAUCUCAAGUUGUCAGUAACUUACGGUUUUUUCCUGGAUGUACAAAGACAUUGAAAUAUUUCCAACAGAUGGCUCUACUUUUGAGUACAAUACUAUGGUGGUGGCCGUCAUCCAGGUUUUCUGUUUGGAGUGAUACUAAACUGAUGAAUGGCUUAAAUGAAAUGUUAAAGCUAGAUAUUGAUGAAAAAGUUGCAGUUUUGAAGUUGUAUUCUUCUUUAGCUUUAUGUGGUAUUGGGGCCAAAAAAGUAUUGGAAAGUGGAGAGGUCCUCGGACAGAUGUUGCAAUGCAUGGACAACUUUCAUCCACACUCAGUUCGCAUUGAAGGAUUCAAGUUAGCCCAGUGCCUAGUGAUAAAUGAAGAAAUAUGCGUACAAAUGAUGAGCUUAGGUUGCAAACCUAUCAUCAAAGUCAUAAUUUCUGGAAUGAGUGAGUGGAACUCACAUUCUAGAAAGGUCAGCAAUGACCAGAUGUCUUUGCUAGAGGAGGCAUGUCGUUUGGCUCUGAUAACUCGUUGGGAAGGGGAGCAUCACAUUUAUAUGUGGAAACAAGGGAUUGACAAAAUCCUUCUUGAUCUUCUCCUUGAAAAUUUUCACAACCAACCAUACAAAUGUUCCAUGUCAUUGGAUGAGCAAAUGGUUAUUGCCAAGGAGGGUCUCAAUGCCAAUUAUCUUCUUGUUCUGAGGAGUUAUAUCUGGGAUAUUCUCGGAUGGCUUGCAAUACAUUGUGGGGAGGAUUUCAACCCUGAAAGGGAAAUCUAUAUUAACAUCCUCAUCACAUGUGCAUGUUUGACCUUUGUUGAUGCAAUUCAAAAGUGGCAUAAAAUAUAUGAAAAUGAUAUUGCUGGUGCCUUCAGACGUGAAUCGGCUACAAGGGCAGUUUCAAUGAUGAUUUAUUCACCCUGCAAAUACAUUGCGUCCAAGACCAGAUUCAUAUUGUCCGAAAUACUAGGACUAGAUGGAGGGGAAUAUUUGAAAACCUUACUGCGUUUCCUAAAUAAUUUGUCAUCUGGGAAUUAUUUUGGAGUUCCAGAUAAACUCCAAAUUAUUGUUUAUUUAAUGGGAUUAGCAUGCUAUUCAGCUUUGCCACAGUACCAAGUCUGGGGUAAAAAAUGUGUAAAAACAUUAUUGGCUUUUAUCAGGUGGUGCUUAACUAAUAAUUUCCAUUUAGAAAGAUCAAGCUUUGCUCCUCAUCUGCAUAAUCCAUUCCAUGAGAGGAUUUGCUGUUGGGUUUCUGCAGAAGACUGGGAAGGCAAAGACAUUCUUUUGUUUUACAGUUUGUGGGGGCUGGCUGAGUGGAUACAGCAUUGGGGAUGCUUAGGAAAUAACCUAGACAAAACUUCUGGUGAGAUGAGAAAUAUAGAAGGUCAACUUGUUAGUGAACUUCAGGAUAUCUGUAACAACAGUUGUACUCCUGGAGUGCAAUGUUAUGCUGCAUAUGUUCUUAGUUAUUUUGGAUAUUAUGGUUUUCCAAAUAAACUUGGGAAAAAAAUUGGCAAGGCACUUACUGAGAAGGAUUAUGCUGAUAUACAACUCAUUCUUGCAAAUGGAGAGUGUUUGAGGGUCCAUGGUGUUGUGCUUGCAACUCAAUGUCCGUCAUUGUUGCCUUCUGAACUGCUGCUUCCCAGCGAGGUAACAUGUGAGGAAUCUUCGGUGACAUGCUCUAUGGAAAUUUGUAAAAAGUUCUGUAAAGACAUAAGGUUAUCUGCUCAUGUUGAUCACCAAGCGUUGGUUGUGUUGUUGGAAUAUAUCUACUUGGGAUAUCUACAAGCAGGACAAGAACUUGUAAAGAAGUUGAGGACUCUUGCCAAACGUUGUAAUCUAGUGUCUUUGUUACGGAUGCUUUAUAGGAAACGUCCCAAGUGGGGCUCUGCUCACCCCAGCCUUGAUCUUAGUGCGGCUCUUCAUCCGUCUGGGUGUCAUUUCUCAGAUGUCAUCUUAGAAGCUAAGACAACUGAGCUUUUGGGCUGGACAUGUGGUAUUUGCUCUCGCUUGGUGCCACAUAUGCACAUUCACAAAGUUAUAUUGUCAUCAAGUUGUGAUUAUUUGCGGGCCUUGUUACAGUCAGGAAUGCAAGAGAGCCAUUCACAAACCAUAAAGAGCUCUAUUAGUUGGGAAGCAAUGGUUAAACUAGUCAACUGCUUCUAUUGUGGUACGCUGCCAAAGCCACCCUCUGGAUGUUUAUGGGAUAAUAUGGACACCGAAGAAAAGUUACAUGAGCUGCAGCCAUAUGUAGAGCUCUGUUGGCUUUCUGAGUUCUGGCUCAUGGAAGAUAUUCAAACAGCAUGCUUCGAUGUGAUCAUAUCAACUCUCGGUUCUGCCAAAGAGUUGUCUAUUAAGAUACUUCAAAUUGCUGCCAAUUUUUCUCUGUGGAAGUUGGCCGAAGUUGCAGCAACUUAUGCAGCCCCUUUAUAUCGCCAACUGUGUGAUUCUGGUGAACUUGACGCACUUGAUGAAGUGCUGGUUGAGAUGAUUCGUGUAGCCUCUGUUCAUCUCUCUCAACAGGGUGGUAAUCAAUGUUGAUUUUAUUUCUACGUAGAUGAUUGAAAAUAUAUGAAAAUGUGAACUAGACUACUUUUGGAGAGUUUGUUUUGCAACCAAAUGCUAAUUCUGCCAAUUUUCUGAUGCUCUCUUUUCAAAAAAGAUUUUGUAGAUUUAGAGCAUGGGCACCGUCUCUUUUUGACGUAAGAGGUUGUUCCUUUGCACUAGGGAAGAAGCGUGGCUGUAGAGGAUGGAUCUCCAUAGUAGGAACUUCACCAUUCAGCCGUGAUUAUUUUCCAGUCGCUCUUCCAAGCAUUAUCAUUGCUCUUGAAGGGAAAUUAGUUUAGCUCGAGUCAAAUUGCAGCUCUCAGGAAUCCAGAUUCCUGACCAUCAUUUUUUGGCAGGUGUCAUCACUGCUUUUGAAGUGAAAUUAGCGUAGCUCGAGUAGGAUUGCAGCUCUCCGGAAUCAGAAUCAUGACUAUCAUUUCUUGGCAGGAGGGCAAGCCUUGGCGCAAUGGAAAGUCAACUCCUUUGUCACCAAAAGGUCAGGGGUUUGUUGUGGAAACAGCCUCUUUGCAAAGCAAGGGUAUAGCUGCGUACGGUAGACAUUUCUCCCAUGACCGUCACUAAGCAAGGAGCCUGGUUGGUUUGGGGUUGCUCCUUAUGCUUUCAUUUAAAGCAUUAGAUCCAGUUUGAUAAAGUUCUUUGAUUUUUGACGCUCGCAUAUCCCCCGUGCUCCCAAAUCUCCCAUAUCUGUGCUUCAUAGUCAGGGUGGGGAAUGGAAAACAGAUGGCGUACAGAUUGAUCCUAAUGGAAUGGAAAAACUUUGGGAAGGGAAGUCUUCACCAUCAUGACAGGAGCGAAGGAAGAAAAUAUAGGAAAGAGGAAGAAGUAGGACUGAACCUGGCCUGAUGCCGUACUAACUUGAAAAUAUGGCAAGAGUACAAAUUGCAGAAUGGGCAAACAAUCAGUCAGCAGCCAGGAAAUCAAAUGGCAGGGGAGACACAAAUGAGGAGUUGAGCAGGUCUGGAUGCACAAAGCCAAAUCUUCCAAGAACUUGAUUAUCUGCAAAAUUUAAAGCCCUCUGCAUCCCAUUCCAACAAGCUUCCCAAGUGUAGGCAGAGCUGUGUGCCCGUUGCAUGGUUGACACCCAGUGAAGUGCGUGGUAAAAGGCCUUCUGAGAUCAUCUUCCCAGUAUCCCUUAUCCUUCACAUGUUGGUCUCUCAUAGUUCCAUAGAACUGGCUCACUUUCUCCGCAUGUCUCCUCCUUAACAUGUCCACCUCUCUUUCGAUCUCCAUGUAUCGUUUGGUAAUGGUGUCAAGACCAUCCACUAUUAACAACCAGUAUCCGUGUUGGUGGUAAUCAUCUUCCACGUAAGUCUUGUUUGCCCAUCUUUCUUGCUGUGUUAUUAGAAGAUAAAUCAGACCCGAUUGAUCAUCUGAAUUUGAAAUUUGCUUGCCUUUGAUCAAUGAAUUUUGCAUCUGCGCCCAUCUUUCGUAGUCUGGGGUCUGUGGCCCUAUGGUGAUCCAUGCCUCUAUGAGGUUCAUGGACCACUGGCAGUUGCGUAUCAGGAACACUCCGGUGUUGAUACUCAUCCAGCUGUGCUUGUCAUAUAUCUCAUGCCACCACCCAUGCACAACUAGGUUGUGAUUUUUGUAUCUCUCUAGUGGGAGAUUGAAGUCCAUGUCUGUGACAAUCGCAUUUGAGUCCACCCACCACAUCCACUCCGCCUCAGGAUGAGCCAGCAUGGCAGCACGGAGAGUUGGUAAUUUGGCCCAGGCGCCAGUCACUUUUGGAUGGAAUGCCAGAUUGUUGUAGAAGAUUUCAUAGCCGUGGAGUCUGCAAUAGUCUACUUUGUUCUUGAAAAACCGAAGCAGCAAAUGAUCACCAACUGGGUUACUGCAUGCUGUGCUCUGAGACCCCAUCACAAGAAGAACCCGAUCACUUACACUAGCGGAGAAAGGACAGUGAUGCAGCAGCCACUUCUUGC